This is a messenger RNA of Manihot esculenta (cassava), 1078 nucleotides long. RefSeq names its product NADH dehydrogenase [ubiquinone] 1 alpha subcomplex assembly factor 2. The transcript is spliced from 9 exons. Lineage: Eukaryota; Viridiplantae; Streptophyta; Magnoliopsida; Malpighiales; Euphorbiaceae. The coding region runs from base 289 to 747 and encodes 152 amino acids. Gene Ontology annotation, cellular component: membrane. The record is from RefSeq and is a predicted model, not a curated record. Gene Ontology annotation, biological process: mitochondrial respiratory chain complex I assembly; response to oxidative stress.
AAGUACUGUUGGAGCAAGUCAACCCGGAUUACAUCGCUUGGGUCAAACCCAUGAAACCUAACAAGCAAAGGUAAGCAGAUGCGGAUCGCUGUAGAGUGUACUGAUUGUUGAUCAUCACUACGCUUCUUCUGUGCUUCAGUAAUGGGGUCCGAUUGAUUUCUCGAAACAGUUUGUAGAAGCAGGAGAUGUCGAAGCUGUUUUCAAGAAUCGCUGGGUUCUUCACCAGCCGGAAUUUUGUUGGUGUGGACAAGGCAGGGAACCGCUACUUCACCAGAGUAGAAGAGGUCGAUGGUAUCAGUAAUGAAAGAGAAGAGAUGGGUAAAAUUCAAAGGAGAGGAGGAUCCAACCUCAAUUCCAGUUGAAUGGAUUUGCUGGUUGAAUGGGCAGCGUAAAAAGGCUCCAACUCCUGAGGAAAUGAUUGAACUUGAAGCAAGGCGUGAACUUACAAGACAAAAUGUUGCCCUUCUCAAGAAAGAAGAAGAGGAAAGAAGAGCCAAAGAAGGCAGUUUCCGAAAAAAUGUUGGCACUGGUAAAGUUGGAGGUCCAGAUUUGAAAAGUUUCAUUCAGCAAUUUCCCACUACUCCAGAAGGUCAGAAGCCUGAGGAGGAAUCAUAUAUAAUGGAUAAAGUGAGAAAAAGAGGAGAAGCGGCAGAAGUAGAGAAUGCAAAAGAACCUAGGCCAGCGUCUUCAGAGCCAUCAGGAUCUGGUGCAACCUUCAGGCCAGGGACAUGGCAACCACCAACAUAAUGUGGCUACUACAUACGUCACUGGUUACCCAACCACAUUGAUAGUUGCUAGUAAGAUCCUGGUUUACAACAAUUUUUUUUCACUAAAAUCUGCAGACCCAGCGCAACGGGAUGCAUCACUUUUACAACAUAUGUUGAGGCAAAUUAGGCAUUCUUCAUUUGACUUUUUUGCUCAUACUAGGAUUUUUGGCAUUGGGAUACAUAGAUGUACUUGAUAUUUCUUUCAUGAAUGUAUAAUUAUGAGGAUAAAUUGAAGUAUUCUGCUUAAUAAUUUGUGCAACAGUAGAGCAAUUACCAAAAUUCUGGAAUUGUAAUUUAGUAUUAUUUACCUA